Molecule: messenger RNA, 2223 nt
Organism: Phyllostomus discolor (pale spear-nosed bat)
Lineage: Eukaryota; Metazoa; Chordata; Mammalia; Chiroptera; Phyllostomidae
Gene: NELFCD
Product: negative elongation factor complex member C/D
Exons: 15
Coding region: 67-1839 (590 amino acids)
Biological process (GO): negative regulation of transcription elongation by RNA polymerase II
Cellular component (GO): nucleus; NELF complex
Molecular function (GO): RNA binding
Source: RefSeq, a predicted model, not a curated record
CGCGCGUGCGCUCUCCCGCUCGGCCGUGCGCAUGCGCCGUGCUCGCGCGCUGGCUCGCGGGACGGGAUGGCGGGCGCCGCGCCGGGCGCCAUCAUGGACGAAGACUACUUCGGGAGCGCGGCAGAAUGGGGCGACGAGGCUGACGGCGGCCAGCAGGAGGACGAGUACGCGGAGGGCGAGGACGACGCGGAGGUCCAGCAGGAGUGCCUGCGCACCUUCUCCACGCGGGACUACAUCAUGGAGCCCUCCAUCUUCAACACGCUGAAGAGGUAUUUCCAGGCCGGGGGGUCUCCAGAAAACGUCAUCCAGCUCCUGUCGGAGAACUACACCGCCGUGGCCCAGACCGUCAACCUGCUGGCCGAGUGGCUCAUCCAGACAGGCGUGGAGCCCGUGCAGGUGCAGGAGACGGUGGAGAACCACCUGAAGAGUUUACUGAUCAAACACUUCGAUCCCCGCAAAGCGGAUUCCAUUUUCACUGAAGAAGGAGAGACCCCGGCCUGGCUGGAGCAGAUGAUCGCGCACACCACGUGGCGGGACCUGUUCUACAAGCUGGCCGAAGCCCACCCGGACUGUCUGAUGCUCAACUUCACCGUCAAGCUCAUCUCGGAUGCUGGCUACCAAGGGGAGAUCACCAGCGUGUCCACCGCCUGCCAGCAGCUGGAGGUGUUUUCCAGAGUGCUGCGCACCUCGCUGGCCACCAUCUUGGACGGGGGCGAAGAGAACCUCGAAAAGAAUCUUCCGGAGUUCGCCAAGAUGGCGUGCCACGGGGAGCACACCUACCUGUUCGCGCAGGCCAUGAUGUCCGUGCUGGCCCAGGAGGAGCAGGGCGGCUCCGCCGUGCGCAGGGUCGCCCAGGAGGUGCAGCGCUUCGCCCAAGAGAAAGGCCACGACGCCAGUCAGAUCACGCUGGCGCUGGGCACGGCCGCCUCCUACCCGCGGGCCUGCCAGGCCCUGGGGGCGAUGCUGUCCAAAGGGGCCCUGAACCCGGCCGACAUCACGGUCCUGUUCAAGAUGUUCACCAGCAUGGACCCGCCCCCGGUGGAGCUCAUCCGGGUGCCCGCCUUCCUGGACCUGUUCAUGCAGUCGCUCUUCAAGCCCGGGGCCAGGAUCAACCAGGACCACAAGCACAAGUACAUCCACAUCCUGGCCUACGCAGCCAGUGUGGUGGAGGCCUGGAAGAAGAACAAGCGAGUGAGCAUCAACAAGGACGAGCUGAAGUCCACGUCGAAGGCGGUGGAGACGGUGCACAACCUGUGCUGCAACGAGAACAAGGGCGCAUCGGAGCUGGUGGCGGAGCUGAGCACGCUCUACCAGUGCAUCAGGUUCCCGGUGGUGGCGAUGGGUGUGCUGAGGUGGGUGGACUGGACCGUGUCGGAGCCGCGGUACUUCCAGCUGCAGACGGACCACACGCCGGUGCACCUGGCGCUGCUGGACGAGAUCAGCACCUGCCACCAGCUGCUGCACCCCCAGGUCCUGCAGCUGCUCGUGAAGCUCUUCGAGACCGAGCACUCCCAGCUGGAUGUGAUGGAGCAGCUCGAGCUGAAGAAGACGCUGCUGGACAGGAUGGUGCACCUGCUGAGCCGGGGCUACGUGCUGCCCGUGGUCGGCUACAUCCGGAAGUGUCUGGAGAAGCUGGACACCGACAUUUCCCUCAUCCGCUACUUCGUGACCGAGGUGCUGGACGUCAUAGCCCCCCCCUACACCUCCGACUUCGUGCAGCUUUUCCUCCCCAUCCUGGAGAACGACAGCAUCGCGGGCACCAUCAAAACCGAGGGUGAACACGACCCCGUGGCGGAGUUCAUAGCGCACUGCAAGUCCAACUUCAUCCUGGUGAACUGACGCUCGCGUCCCCCAGAGCUGAAGCGGACGUCCCAGACCGGGCGGGCAAGCCGUUCCCGUCCGGAGGGGCCGCGCCGGCCCCGGGACGUGUGGCGUGGGGAGAGGCGGCGGCGGGGGCUGUGAGAAGGGACACGGCGGCAGGACACCCGAGCACUGCCGCUCCCAGCGGCCCCUCUCCUCGUCCAGCCCGUUCUCGGGGCUCGUCCCCACGUGGGGCGGGGCGGCGUCCCCGCUCGGAGGGGCUGGGCGCUCGGAGGCCCGGACACGUCCGCGAACCUCGGGCAAACUGGACUCAAGUUUUCUCACGAGAACCUGACUGGUGGAGGUUUUAUGUAAUUGCUUUAAUUUUCCAGGAACAAUAAAGCCCUUCCGUUGGGUUAGCCC